GUAGAAAAGCGACUUUCCUGAUCGACCUUCCCACUAACAGAUCCACAAAAUUUUAAAGGUACAGAGCAAAUCGGUGUGCCUAGAGCGAGAGAGAUGGUGACGAAAACGGAGGAGACGGAGUUGAACCAACUCGAGAAUCAAGUUGAGAAUGGAGGAGGAGGGGAUUGGGAGUAUCUCUGCCUCGUUCGUAAGCUCAAGGUUCGCCGAUCAGAGAUUGUCUUCAAGCACGGUCUCUCGAUCUUGAACGAUCCGGGAAAGCGAUCCGCUCUUGGUCCAGAAGAAUGGACCCUAUAUGAGCAGGUAGCAAUUGCAGCUAUGGACUGUCAAUCCCUUGGUGUUGCACAGAAUUGCAUCAAAGCUCUGCAGAAGAAAUUUCCAGAGAGCAAACGCGUUGGUAAGCUGGAGGCAUUGUUGCUAGAAGCAAAGGGAAUGUGGGAAGAGGCUGAAAAAGCAUAUACGAGCCUUUUGGAGGAAAAUCCACUCGAUCAAGUAAUACACAAGAGAAAGGUGGCUAUGGCCAAGGCACAGGGCAAAGCUUCCUUAGCCAUUGAACAUCUUAACAAAUAUCUUGAAGUAUUCAUGGCUGAUCAUGAUGCCUGGAGAGAACUUGCAGAAAUUUAUGUUUCCUUGCAAAUGUACAAACAAGCAGCUUUCUGCUACGAGGAGCUUAUAUUAACUCAGCCUACUCUUCCAUUGUACCACCUAGCAUAUGCCGAUGUUCUCUACACAAUAGGUGGACUUGAAAACCUCAUAUCAGCAAGAAAGUACUAUGCAGCAACCAUAGACUUAACAGGUGGUAAAAGCACAAGAGCCCUUCUCGGAAUAUGCUUGUGUGGGUCAGCAAUCGCACAGCUCUCAAGAGGCAGGAACAAAGAGGACAAGGACAUGGCUGCACCGGAGCUUCAGUCUCUGGCUGCAACUGCAUUGGAGAAAGAGUACAAGCAAAAAGCUCCGGCAAAACUCAGCCUCCUCUCUUCUGCGUUAAGAAGCUUGAAACUCUCUUAAAAUUUCAGAGGCCACAAGAGGAAAACCCCCAAUUCACAUUUUUUUUGGUUUAUGCUUUUUAUUGUUAGACUUCUGUUCACUCGUUUCUUUUUUUAUAUAUUGAACCCACUGAUACGUUUACCAACGGUAUUUUAAUCAAGAUAAAUCAAACAUUAUUCAA
Messenger RNA from Eutrema salsugineum, 1165 nucleotides. Its product is annotated as ER membrane protein complex subunit 2. Gene Ontology annotation, cellular component: EMC complex. The transcript has 9 exons. NCBI's taxonomy places the organism in Eukaryota, Viridiplantae, Streptophyta, Magnoliopsida, Brassicales, Brassicaceae. Gene Ontology annotation, molecular function: protein binding. The record is from RefSeq and is a predicted model, not a curated record. Gene Ontology annotation, biological process: protein folding in endoplasmic reticulum. The coding region runs from base 94 to 1005 and encodes 303 amino acids.